Erinaceus europaeus (western European hedgehog) is the source of this 5327-nucleotide messenger RNA. RefSeq names its product regulating synaptic membrane exocytosis 4 (gene RIMS4). Gene Ontology annotation, biological process: calcium ion-regulated exocytosis of neurotransmitter; regulation of synaptic plasticity; regulation of membrane potential. The transcript has 6 exons. Gene Ontology annotation, cellular component: cytoskeleton of presynaptic active zone; presynaptic membrane. Gene Ontology annotation, molecular function: transmembrane transporter binding; small GTPase binding. Bases 220 to 1029 code for a protein of 269 amino acids. Lineage: Eukaryota; Metazoa; Chordata; Mammalia; Eulipotyphla; Erinaceidae. The record is from RefSeq and is a predicted model, not a curated record.
CGCAGCCGCCGCGAGCACCGUGCGCUUCAGCCUCCGCGCCCGCAGCUCCCGGCCCGCCGGCCCCGCCGCACCCGCCUGCCCCGCCGCGGAGCCCCGGCCUGGCCCCGGGCCGCCGCCACCACGCCGCGCGCCGUACUCCGCGUCAAGAAUGGGGCGGCCAAGCUGCCCAAGCCGCCCGCCGCCGCCGCCGCGGCCGAGGCGCCCGGGGCCGGCGCGGGCAUGGAGCGCUCGCAGAGCCGCCUCAGCCUGUCCGCCUCCUUCGAGGCGCUCGCCAUCUACUUCCCGUGCAUGAACUCCUUCGACGACGAGGACGCGGGAGAUAACCGGAGGCUGAAGGGGGCCAUCCAGAGAAGUACAGAGACGGGCCUGGCAGUGGAGAUGCCCAGCCGGACGUUGCGCCAGGCCAGCCACGAGUCCAUCGAGGACAGCAUGAACAGCUAUGGCUCAGAGGGCAACCUUAACUAUGGGGGAGUGUGCCUGGCCUCAGAUGCACAGUUCAGUGAUUUCCUGGGCAGCAUGGGGCCAGCCCAGUUUGUGGGCCGUCAGACCCUGGCCACCACACCAAUGGGGGACGUGGAGAUUGGCUUGCAGGAGCGGAAUGGUCAGCUAGAAGUGGACAUCAUCCAGGCUAGAGGACUGACAGCCAAACCAGGCUCCAAGACACUGCCAGCUGCCUACAUCAAGGCUUACCUGCUAGAGAACGGCGUCUGCAUUGCUAAGAAGAAGACCAAAGUUGCUCGCAAGUCAUUGGAUCCACUGUAUAACCAGGUGCUGCUGUUUCCUGAGAGUCCCCAGGGCAAAGUCCUACAGGUGAUCGUAUGGGGGAACUACGGGCGGAUGGAGCGGAAGCAGUUCAUGGGAGUGGCCCGCGUGUUGCUGGAGGAGCUGGACUUGACCACCCUGGCUGUGGGCUGGUACAAGCUCUUCCCCACCUCGUCCAUGGUGGACCCAGCUACAGGUCCCCUGCUGCGGCAGGCAUCCCAGUUGUCCCUUGAGAGCACCGUGGGGCCCUGUAGUGAGCGAUCUUAGUGCCCCCGAUGGGGAGGGGCUCCCUAAGAUGGUCUGGAGACCGCCCAGCCCCAACCUGGGACCCCAGGCCAGGGGCACAUUACAUAAAGGAGGAUGGGGUUCUCCCCCACAGUGGGGAAGCAGAAUGGGGAGACCUGCACCCCCCCUUGGGCCCCUCCUCACCCUUCUUUGCCUCCUAUCCCCGAGACCUCCCCUUUCCCAACGGGAUUGGCUGCGUUUUGACUUGGCCAGUUCUUGACCUGGUGGAUGUGGCUGCAGUCUGGAGAAAGGAAAGACUGUGGUAGCAGAGCAAACUAUUCACCUGCCCUGGACACUGUCCGACCGCACCCCCUUUUUGCCUCCUCGGAAGCUCGCUGCCCCGAAGCCAAGUCCAGAACCCAGCGGCCAUCUCCAUGGUGCCAACUACCAGCAAGUGUCUUUCCUGCGGCACCGGGUUCAGGCAGCUACUCCUGCCCCAGAGCCAAAGGGGCAGCUUUGCAAGGAUCCGGAGCCAGCUCCGGGGGACCCAGAGCCCCCCACUUGAAGAGGAGCUCAGGCCCCCUCCGCCUGCCUGUGGAAGGAGCUGUGCCGCAGUCUGUCUGAGUCCAUCUGUCCAUCCCCUCCUGCUGUCCCCUCUUCCAGUGACUCUAGGAAGCAGGGUCCAACAAGGAGCAGAGGAGAGGAGGAGGGCCCUGGGGCCUGGCACAGACCACCCAGGGUACCUGCGCCUUGGGGUUUCAACGAGCAAAUUUGGAAACACCUGGCAGACUGAAAAGAACUCUGGUGGAGGAACUGUGGGGGACCCUGAUUUUCCAAAACCCCAAGCUCAGAGAGCUCACCAUCUCUGCAUUUGGGAGGAGGGAUAGAGGGGGAAUUGGAGUCUAAGGAAAGCCAAGACUGGGAACUGGUGGUAUCAGUGUGAGGGCUUCAGAUAUAAAGAGAAUCCUUUCUUGGUGGGUGAGGUCAAAGGUCAUCUUGUCUACCCCCCUCCUCCCCCCCCCCCCCCCGCCUCCAGACUGUAGGGGUCAUGGGAGGUCACAGAGCUCCCCAAUUUUAGUCUCUUUAAACAAACCAUCCUCUUACUAAGGGCAGCACUCACUGUUCCUGCCUCAAGGACCUUGGGUCAAGGACAGUGGUGGGAGAGGAGAGGACAAGGCCUGUGUGUGAAAACUGUCAGGAGAGUCUUUCUCCAGCAGGCCUGGGUAGCUGCCUGCUGGGCCCGACCUAUCCUGGGGCCCACAGGAGCCCUUUUGCAUGCUGGGGAGCACACAGGCUGGCCCCUCUUUCUAGAAGCACAUUUCUGCCAUUUCUCCUGGGAGCCACCUAGCAGCCCACCACCCCCCUCACUCUCUAUCCAGCCCUUGCUGUGUGGGGCAUAGCUGGGUAAUUAGUGCUCUGAGCCCCAAAGGACUGCCUUUACUUCACACACAUAAUCCCAGGAGGGCGGGGGCAGGGGACAUAGAGGGCACAAGACCAUUUCGGGUUACCAGUCUGUUGGCUGGCCUGGGCCUGGGUCCUGCAGCCAGCCUGCCCUGCCCCAGCCCCUUCCUCCUUUCCCCCCACCUCUUCCCCUGUAGGGUUGUAGUCAGAGCUGCCCAUUAUACUCAGAUGUUCACACUUACUAUCCUUGGUACUGAUUUUAUUUUUGAAGCACUCUUCACGACUGGGGGACCUCAAUGGUGGGGGACUCAGCUUCCUGGGGUCCCACCUUGUUCCUGGUCCCACCUUCUUCCCAGGCCCAUUCUAGGCUACUAGUCAGGCACUUCACCUGGAGCCCCUGUCCUCCCUCCCCUUCACUUGGUUAAGCACUGGGCAUCUUUUGCCAUUCUGGUCCUGCUCAGUCUGUACUGGGAGGGUGAGUUCAGGACCCUGCUUUCAUCCAGGAGGUCUGGGAUGGUGGUGGGUGGGACUGUAAAGCCAGUGUUCUGGCCAGCCUGCCUGCCCUCUGAGGCCUAGCAUCAUCCACGCUCCCAUUUGUUGUUAACCAGUAUGAUUUCUCUGCUGUUUGUUGGUGACUUGCCAUUUGGAAUAUUUUGAGCCAGGCAGGAGGGUGCCUCCUCUCUCCAGCCAUCACUGGUUGUUUAGGGGUAAUAGUUUUUCAAAGGUGGGACAGAGCCUGGCUGUCUCAACUGGAGGGUGAAGGGGGCACAGUGUCCUCUACCUGAGCCGAUGCCCACUGUGUCAGCACAGGCAAGGUGGGGGGGGGAGGGGGGGAAGCGCUCCAAAGCAAUAACAACUUCUUGGGGGUGGUCAGCAAGGGCCCCCUCAGUGACUUUCUUGUUUGUUCUGUGAAAUCUCAGCUCACCUCCUGGAGAGGUGGGGUGGGGUGGGGGCCGGAGCCUGUUUCUUUGUGUCAUUCUUGUGAGCCCGUGUGCCCCCUCCUUCAGUUAGUGGGACUCCUGGCCCUUUUGGUGUGGGAACUGCUGUCUGUCCUCGCCGAGGGAUAGGGGUUUGAGGACAGGAGUGUCUCUUGUUAGUUCCUUUGGGAACCUUCUAGCCCUGUUUGUGCCACUACUGUUUGAUCCUCUACCAGCUUGAGCCCCACCAUGUGGAGAGGAGCGGAAAGAGUGGGGUUGGGGUUGUUAUGAGGGUGGGGAAGGGUCUUGAGUCUUUAGGGGACAUUCUUUUUUUUUUUUCCCAUCUCUGGGUCAAGGGUCACAUGCAGGGUUGUCCCAUGAGAGCACCAGCUCCUCUUUGUACAGAAUCCACUUGUCAUAACUAAAGGGAAAACACCUUUCAUGACUAAAGGAACCAUUGGCGAAGUCCAUUUCUAUUUUACAUAUGAGGAGACUGAAGCUCAAUCACAGGAAGUGCCACCUCCAGGGUCACUCCAGCCUGAGUCUACUCCUACUGAGGAGCCAGGGCAGGAGGAAGAGGAGGCCACCACCCUGCCAUCACUCUCUGUUCUGUGGAGCCUCCCUGUGACCUAGAAUAGUUGGGCAGGGCAGACUCUAGCCCACCUGAAAGGUGAGGAAACUGAGGCCCAGAAACAGAACGUGAUUUAUUAAUUUUCCCCUCCCUUCAGCAAGUGAGUGAUAAGGGCCAGAAGCAGGGGCUCCUUUGUGCUGCCCUUCUUCAAGCGAUAGGAGACACUGCUCCAGGGCCUAUCUGCUGGAACAAGUACCCAUGGCCAUGAAGCCCUGGCCCACUCAGUACUGCUUGGGUCCAUCUCAGUGGGCCAGCAAUGUCUGUAGGUCUGGAUGUGAGGAAGAGUUUCCAUCAACAUCUUGUUCUUUAGGGGCUGCACAGGAGCUGAUCCAGGCCUUGAUUUUUGUUUGGAAGCUCUGACCUAUGUGCUAUAACUCCUCCAAGAAGGGGUUUAGGAAGCACUAGUUCCUGCCUGAGCUGUUUGGGGAAGGGAGGCAGUGUGGCAUCCCUUAUCUCACGGCACUCCACAAACCCUACAGAUGUACUAGUACUUGAUCUCCCUGCAACGCUUUUCCAACUUUUUGUUUGUUUGUUUGUUUUCAACAUGCUUUUUGCUUCUGUGUACCCUCACAAGAGCCCCUGGGCAGUGGGCAAGGGUCUAUGUUAUAUGCGCCCCCUUUUAAAGAGGGUACAAGGGAGGUUGGGGAGGGAUGACACCUGCUAAGGUUGCAUCAGGAGGCAGUAGCUGAACCCAGACUGGAACUCAGUUCUCCAGGAGUCUUGAGCUCUCUCUUCUACACCUGGAGGUGAAAUAGAUCUUUGGGGGGAGCAGGAUAGAGAGAGAGGCAGUCAUCCACCUUAGAUGCUGUUGUCACCAUCCAGUCCCUCAAACCAGGGGCUCCGUGUUCAGGACCAGCACUGAGCCCCACUCCCUUGGGAGCACAGCUGUUGCAUCAGGCAAGGCCACCUGCAUUUAUUUAUUGAGCAGCAGUGUUGUGCCAGGCCCUGGGGGGACUGUGCCCUCCUCCCCCAGCCAUGACUCCCGAGGCCCUCAGGAGGACCCUGCGUCUGUACAGCAGAACCUCACAGUGGAUGGGAAGCUCCCAUGUCAUGAGCUCAUCAGACUCACAAGCUCUGUGGGGAGGCUCAUUGUUCUCAUAGCUUCUGUGACAGAGUGGAGUCUUGAACCCAGGGCCCCAGGCAUCACACAUGGAGCCCUUUCACUCCAGGACUGCCUCCUGAGGGGAUGAUAGGAAGGUAGGACUUGGGGGGGGGUCUUUAACUGAGGGGGGAGGUGUCUCCAUCCAUCUGCCUUCCCCUCAUUCCCUCUCCAAAAGUUGGGGCCUUUGGGGAGGGAGGGUUUCUAGGCCUCUGGGUUGGAGUGGGACACGUUGCGUUGUGUUCAUGACCAUGUAGCUCAUGUUGAAAAUUAAAGUUUUUGGCUUUUCUAA